AUGGAUGUCGUCUCUGCUGUGUCCGGCUACAUCUCGAAGAUGGUCUCCGUCGGGGACUCAUCUGCGACCGGAUCUUCCACCGCUAAGAUGAAGAUAUUAUUGCUUGAUAGUGAGACCGUACCCAUCGUCUCCACUGCCAUGACCCAGUCCGCUCUCCUGAACCAUGAGGUCUACUUGAUCGACCGCCUCGACAACCAGAGUCGCGAGAAGAUGCGACACCUGCGAUGCCUGUGCUUCGUUCGCCCCUCUCCUGAUUCCAUACAGUUUAUUAUUGAUGAAUUACGGGAACCCAAGUAUGGCGAGUACUACCUCUACUUCAGCAACGUUGUCCGCAAAUCGUCACUGGAGAGGCUGGCAGAAGCAGAUGGUCAUGAGGUUGUUAAGGCCGUGCAGGAGUAUUUUGCCGAUUUCUCCGUGAUCAACCCCGACCUUUGCUCUUUGGGUAUGGGGUACCCGAAGCAAAGGAUAUGGAGCCAGAGUCCAGAUAUCUGGAAUUCAGACGCUCUCCAGCGAGCGACGGAGGGAGUUAUCGCACUUUUAUUGUCCUUAAAGAAGAACCCCUUGAUUCGGUACGAGAAAAACAGCCUCAUAACUAAGAAGCUUGCCACUGAAGUCCGAUAUCAGCUCACUCAAGAGGAGCAACUGUUCAAUUUCCAAAAAACAGAUACCCCCCCCAUCCUGCUGAUACUCGACCGUCGGGACGACCCUAUCACACCACUACUAAACCAGUGGACCUAUCAAGCCAUGGUCCAUGAGCUCCUUGGCAUUGAUAAUGGAAGGGUUGAUUUGAGCAAUGUUCCAGACAUCAGACCGGAACUUAAGGAAAUUGUGAUAUCCCAAGAUCAGGAUCCCUUUUUCAAGAAGAAUAUGUACCAGAAUUUCGGCGACUUGGGCGGGAAUAUUAAGGAAUACGUCGAACAAUACCAAUCUCGAACAAAAAGCACUAUGAGUAUAGAGUCUAUUGCGGAUAUGAAGCGAUUUGUGGAGGACUACCCCGAAUUCCGAAAGCUCUCGGGCAAUGUCAGCAAACAUGUGACACUAGUUAGCGAAUUGAGCAGAAAAGUAGGUGAGAAUAGCUUGCUGGAUGUGAGCGAACUCGAACAGAGCUUAGCCUGUAACGAUAACCACGCGAAUGAUCUUAAGUCACUACAACGGUUGAUUCAAUCUCCAUCAGUCACAGCGGAUAAUAAAAUCCGCCUAGUCGCAUUAUAUGCGAUCCGUUAUGAAAAACAGCCUUCGAAUGCGUUGCCAGUUUUGAUCGACCUACUUACAGCCGCGGGGGACGUGUCGCCGCAUAGAAUUAAUAUUAUCCCAAAGCUAUUAGCGUACCAUCACUCACUCCAAGCACCUCCAGUUGCUGGUGGAUUCUCAGAUCUAUUCGAGUCCGCAUCUUUUCUCUCUGGCGCUCGCGACCGGUUUAAACCACUUAAGGGUGUCGAGAAUGUAUACACCCAGCACUCUCCGCGAUUAGAGUCCACUCUCCAGAAUCUCAUCAAAGGCCGCCUGAAGGAGCUCCAAUACCCCUUCCUCGAAGGAGGCGGACACACUCGGGACAAACCUCAGGAUAUAAUCGUAUUCAUGGUUGGAGGAGCAACGUACGAAGAAGCCAAGAUGGUGGCGCAGGUCAAUGCGAGUUCCCCUGGCGUCCGUGUUGUUCUGGGGGCCACUUGCAUCCAUAAUAGUGCUAGCUUCCUUGAAGAGGUUGAUGAUGCUGUUGGUAACUGGCCUGAAGCCCCGCCGACCACAGUCGAGGGAAGGCUUCGGAGGGAAAUUGGUCGUUGA
Messenger RNA from Blastomyces dermatitidis ER-3, 1782 nucleotides. RefSeq names its product vacuolar protein sorting-associated protein 45. The transcript has 3 exons. NCBI's taxonomy places the organism in Eukaryota, Fungi, Ascomycota, Eurotiomycetes, Onygenales, Ajellomycetaceae. Gene Ontology annotation, biological process: vesicle-mediated transport; intracellular protein transport. Gene Ontology annotation, cellular component: Golgi membrane. The record is from RefSeq and is a predicted model, not a curated record. Bases 1 to 1782 code for a protein of 593 amino acids.